Sceloporus undulatus (fence lizard) is the source of this 2403-nucleotide messenger RNA. RefSeq names its product vomeronasal type-2 receptor 26-like. Gene Ontology annotation, biological process: G protein-coupled receptor signaling pathway. Gene Ontology annotation, molecular function: G protein-coupled receptor activity. The record is from RefSeq and is a predicted model, not a curated record. Gene Ontology annotation, cellular component: membrane. Lineage: Eukaryota; Metazoa; Chordata; Lepidosauria; Squamata; Phrynosomatidae. The transcript has 5 exons. The coding region runs from base 1 to 2403 and encodes 800 amino acids.
AUGAUACCUAGAAACUACCAGCUUGUCCUUGCUUUUGCUUUUGCCAUUCAUGAGAUCAACAAGAAUGAAAAGCUGUUGCCCAAUAUCACACUGGGAUCAAAGAUCUAUGACAAUGUUUUUAAUCCUAAAAGAGCCUUUGGGGCCACUCUGGAUCUUCUCUUCACGGGACAGGGAAGAAAAACAAACUACAAAUGUGACACAGAGAAGAAUCUAAUGGCUGUCAUUGGUGGGCUCACCUCUGAAAACUCCAUCCAGAUGGCCAACAUCUUAAACACGUAUAAGAUUCCACAGCUCAGUUAUGCCACUUUUGACCCUGCACUGAGUGAUAAAACAGAGUUUCCUUCUUUGUUCUGGAUGGCUCCAAACGAAAGUGCUCAGUAUAUUGGAAUCAUUCAGCUCCUAAAUUACUUUGGGUGGAACUGGAUUGACCUCCUUAUCCCAGACAAUGACAAUGGAGAAAGGUUUCUUCGAACUUUCAGUACAACUGUAAUUGAAAAUAGUAUUUGUAUUUCUUCGAUUCACUCCAUGCCCAUAGUGACACAUUAUACAUCAAACGAAGUUCUUCAGAAAUCUCUUACUAGAACUGCAUCAAUGCUCUGGUCCAAGAUGAUUAAUGUGAUUCUAGUCUAUGGUGAUGUCCAGUCUAUGGAGAGUUUACGAAUAAUUAUUGAAAAUUUUGAAUUUCUUCUUCAGCAGCUGCCAAAAAGCGUUUGGAUCAUAAGUGCACAAUGGGAUGUCACAGCUGGAAUCUCUGUUGAAAGAUUCGCAGCAAAAUCCUUUAAUGGCUCCUUGUCUUUUUCCUUCCACACCAAUGUGGUACCAGGAUUUCAGCACUUUCUGGAAAACUUAAAUCCUUAUCAGACUAAUCUUUAUUUUAUUCAUGAGUUCUGGUUCAGUGCAUUUCUCUGUUCAUUUCCGCAAUUUAACAUGCAUUUACCAAACACGGGCAACUGCACUGGGCAGGAGAAGCUGGAGAGUCUUUCUGGAACAAUAUUUGAAAUGGAAAUGUCUGGCCAGAGCUACAGUAUUUACAAUGCAGUCUAUGCUGUAGCACAUGCCCUCCAUGCCAUGCACUCAUUCAGAGCCAAGCAAAGAGCGAUGGGAAAUGGAGACAGAUGGAACCUUCAGAAAGCCCAACCAUGGAUGCUGCUUCCAUUUCUGAGAAACAUCCACUUUAACAACAGUGCUGGAGAAGAAAUAUUUUUUGAUGCAAACGGUGACCUAAUAUCUGGCUAUGAUGUGAUCAACUUGGUCACAUACCCUAAUAAAUCUUUUCAGAAGGUUCAGGUAGGAAGAAUGGACCCUCAGAAUUCUUCAGGCAAAAGAUUCACCAUUAAUGGAAGUGCAAUCACUUGGAAUCCAAAAUUUAUCCAGACUCCCCCUGAUUCCAGAUGUGUUGAGAGCUGCCAGUCUGGCUACUGCAAGAUUGUCCAAGAGGGGAAACAAGAAUGUUGCUAUUACUGUAUUCAAUGUGCCGAGGGAAGUAUUUCAACAGACAUUGAUGCAACGAAAUGUGAGAAGUGCCCAGACAAUCAGUAUCCAAAUAAGAAAAGGAAUCAGUGCAUCCCCAAAAGGAGCACCUACUUAUCCUACGAAGAACCUUUGGGGGCCAUUUUAACUUCUUGUGCCCUAUUGUUUUCUGCAAUCUCAGUUGUGGUGAUGUGGAUCUUCAUUUAUCACUGGAAUACAGCCAUUGUCAAAGCCAACAAUGGGACAAUCACCUGUACUUUGCUCUUCUCCCUACUGCUUUGUUUUUUGUGUUCAUUCCUCUUCCUUGGUAGGCCUGGAAAAGUGUCCUGCACUCUACGGCAAACAGUGUUUGGUAUCCUUUUUACCAUUGUGGUUUCAUGUGUCUUGGCUAAAACAAUUACUGUGAUAUUGGCCUUCAGGGCCACUAAACCAGGAUGUAAAAUAAGGAAAUGGGUAGGGAUGAAACUGGGAUUAUCAGUCAUUAUUUUCUGCUCUCUGAUUCAAAUUGGUAUAUGUGUGGCAUGGCUCGCAGUCUCCCCACCAUUCCCAGAGUCUGACACAUACUCACAGGUGGAUCAGAUCAUGCUGCAAUGCAAUGAGGGCUCUGAUACUAUGUUUUACCUUGUCCUGGGUUACAUGUGGCUUCUGGCCAUCAUCAGCUUCAUUGUGGCCUUCUUUGCUAGGCAGUUGCCAGAUAGCUUUAAUGAAGCCAAGCUGAUCACCUUCAGCAUGUUGAUCUUUUGCUGUGUUUGGGUGUCCUUUGUUCCAAGCUAUCUCAGCACCAAAGGGAAAUAUAUGGUGGCCGUGGAAAUCUGCUCCAUUUUAGCCUCUAGUUUUGGUUUUCUUGGUUUCUUCUUCCUUCCCAAAUGUUAUAUUAUUUUAGCAAAACCUGAACUGAACACAAGAAAGCAGCUGGUCAGUAAAAAAUGGUGA